Anthonomus grandis grandis is the source of this 490-nucleotide messenger RNA. RefSeq names its product gamma-aminobutyric acid receptor-associated protein-like. Lineage: Eukaryota; Metazoa; Arthropoda; Insecta; Coleoptera; Curculionidae. Gene Ontology annotation, biological process: macroautophagy; autophagosome assembly; cellular response to nitrogen starvation. The transcript has a single exon. Gene Ontology annotation, cellular component: autophagosome membrane; cytosol; autophagosome. The record is from RefSeq and is a predicted model, not a curated record. Gene Ontology annotation, molecular function: GABA receptor binding; ubiquitin protein ligase binding. Bases 109 to 465 code for a protein of 118 amino acids.
UGAUACACGUAGCUUUACUCCGUAAUAGUCACUAAACGUCAUAAACUCACUAAAAAAAAAAUAAAAUAAAUUUGUUCGUAAAAUUUUGGUGUGCAAUUAAUAGCGAAAAUGCGGUUCAUCUAUAAAGAAGAGAUCCCCUUCGAGAAACGAAAAUCUGAAGGCGAAAAAAUCCGACGAAAGUAUCCAGACAGGGUGCCGGCCAUUGUCGAGAAAGCCCCACAGGCGAAAAUUACCGAUGUAGACAAGAAGAAGUAUUUGGUCCCAUCGGAUUUGACUGUGGGACAGUUUUACUUUUUAAUCAGGAAGAGGAUCCAUCUGAGGCCGGAAGACGCGUUAUUUUUCUUCGUUAACAAUGUGAUCCCGCCGACAUCUGCCACCAUGGGGUCUCUGUAUCAGGAACAUCAUGAAGAGGAUUUGUUCCUGUAUAUUGCUUACUCUGAUGAAAACGUUUAUGGACGUAAUUAAACUAUAUAUUGAGUUAUUUUUUAAA